Lichtheimia ornata is the source of this 222-nucleotide messenger RNA. RefSeq lists its product as uncharacterized. The transcript is spliced from 2 exons. The record is from RefSeq and is a predicted model, not a curated record. Bases 1 to 222 code for a protein of 73 amino acids. Lineage: Eukaryota; Fungi; Mucoromycota; Mucoromycetes; Mucorales; Lichtheimiaceae.
AUGAGUCUUGCAACUUUCUACUCAAAGAUCUUUGGUCUUGGUCUCUUCCUUGGUGGUUCUCUCGAAGUCGUGCUUGUCAAGAGCAACUACUAUCAAAUGCUCGCUGCUUCAGAGGCAAAGCAACGCGUCAAGGCCCUUGAACAAGAAAAGGAGGAUAUGGAACGAUUAAAACGUAUCUCACAACCAAAUCAACAAGUAGAAGAACAUACAAACAAGGAAUAA